AUGGCGCGCAACAGAACAACCGAGCCCGGCGUAAGUGACUCUCCAAGCGGGAGACUGAGCCAAAAACGCUCCCGCCAGCAAGUGCAGGACGAAACCAACGAGGAGCCUGUGAACGGCACUCCCUCGAAGCGGAGGCGUCAAGCUGCACCGGUCGACCCGUACGAAAUACCAUCUGACAACGAUGGUGACGAGGAGGAGGAGCAAGAGGUGGAGGAGGGGAAAAAGGAUAAACACCCCGAACCAGAACCCGAGAACCAAACCCCAAAGAAACGACGGGGCCGCCCGCCCAAACCCGCGACUCCUUUAGCCAACGGCACCGUCACACCCUCGAAACGGCGGCAGGUAAACGCCCUGGUGACACCAUCAAAGGCCAUAACACCGAGGAGGAGACAGGCGGCAGACCGCUCUGCACGGCGGAAGAGCGCUCGGUCACUCAUUCAGAGCGUCAUCGCCGACGAUAGCGAAGACGACGACGAGGGCCUGGCCCGGGAGAUCUACGAAUCCAGCGAAGACGAAGACGAGGGGCCAGAUGGACGAGACGUGCCGCCCGCAGAAGCUAUCACGCAACCCUCUGAACCAGACACACCUUCCGCAACGCCCUCACGCCGCCGAGGCCGCCCGCGCAAGCAACCGCCGCCGAAAUCCCCGACCCCGCCCCGAGACCUUCCUCCUCACGAGCUCUACUUCGAGCACAACAAGCCCGGCCGCCCAAAGACGUCGCACAACACCCUCGCAUCCCUGGAGUUCCUCACACACGACGAGUACUUUGACCUUCUCCGCGCUAGAGAUGAGCCCCACACCGAGGACCUUGCCUACCUGCAGUCGCUCCACGAGGCCUCGUUCGAGCAGUGGCGCUUCGAGCUUGCCCAGGGUUUCAGCCUGUGUCUCUACGGCCAGGGCUCGAAGCGCGACCUCGCGCGAAAGCUGGCGGAGCACCUGCACGCCGUGGACCCGAAGGCGCCCAUCGUGGUGGUCAACGGCUACGUUCGCACCAUCACGGCGCGCGACGUCUUCACCACGUUGGCCUCGGCACUCAGCCCGUCCCUCAAACUGCCCGCUCAGCCGACAGCAAUGGUCCAGACCCUCUCGUCCGCCCUUGCCGCAUCGCCCACCCACCUGACGGUCAUCCUAAACUCCAUCGACGCCGUACCCCUGCGCAAGCCGGCGACGCAGCAACUCCUCUCCCAACUCGCCGCCCACCCGCGCAUCCGUCUCAUCGCGACGGCCGACACGCCCUCCUUCCCGCUGCUCUGGGACGCCGCCCAGCGCACGUCGUUCAACUUCCUCUUCCACGACUGCACCACCCUCCAGCCGCUGGACGUCGAGCUGGACCCAGUCGACGACGUGCACGAGCUGCUCGGCCGCAAGGCUCGCCGCGUCAACGGCAAGGACGGCGUCGUCUUCGUCCUGCGCUCGCUGCCCGAGAACGGCAAGAAAUUGUUCCAGCUGCUCGUCAUCGAGGUCCUGUCCGCCAUGGACGACGGCGACCAGCAGCCCGGGGCGGAGAACCCGGGCGUGGAGUAUCGCAUGGUGUACAACAAGGCCGUCGAGGACUUCAUCUGUAGUUCCGAGAUGGCCUUCCGCACCUUGUUGAAGGAAUUCCACGAUCACCAGAUCAUCACCAGCAGGAAGGAUGCGCUCGGUACGGAACUACUGAGCAUCCCGUUCCGGCGGGAGGAACUCGAGGCCAUUCUUGAGGAGUUGAUGUCAUGA
Molecule: messenger RNA, 1713 nt
Organism: Colletotrichum navitas
Lineage: Eukaryota; Fungi; Ascomycota; Sordariomycetes; Glomerellales; Glomerellaceae
Product: origin recognition complex subunit 2
Exons: 2
Coding region: 1-1713 (570 amino acids)
Biological process (GO): DNA replication
Cellular component (GO): nuclear origin of replication recognition complex; nucleus
Molecular function (GO): DNA replication origin binding
Source: RefSeq, a predicted model, not a curated record